Messenger RNA from Medicago truncatula (barrel medic), 994 nucleotides. RefSeq names its product selT-like protein. Gene Ontology annotation, cellular component: endoplasmic reticulum membrane. Bases 56 to 748 code for a protein of 230 amino acids. The transcript has 4 exons. NCBI's taxonomy places the organism in Eukaryota, Viridiplantae, Streptophyta, Magnoliopsida, Fabales, Fabaceae. Gene Ontology annotation, molecular function: thioredoxin-disulfide reductase (NADPH) activity. Gene Ontology annotation, biological process: cell redox homeostasis. The record is from RefSeq and is a predicted model, not a curated record.
UAAAUAAUAACCAUAUACUUGUGUUCUUUCAAAAAAAAAAAAACUCAACUCAGCCAUGGAUCGCGCACAGCUUCUCUUAGUAGGUUUACCCCUCUUCCUCCUCUGCUCCGACCUCUUCUCCCUCUUCACAUCAUCUCCUCCACCGCCAAAACCAUCUCACCACCACCAUCACCACCAUCAACAACCACAACCAGUAAUCAACCCCGUAACCACACCCUUCCCUUCCGACUCCGAGAAACUCGCUACUAAUAUUGGAGGUGCAGGGUUUGGCAACACUGUUAAUAUCAAUUUCUGCUCUUCUUGCUCCUACAAGGGAACAGCAGUAACAGUGAAAAAAAUGUUGGAGAUUGCUUUUCCUGGAAUUGAGGUUAUUCCUGCAAAUUAUCCCCCACCACUUCCAAAACGUCUGCUAAGCAAAGUGGUUCCAGUUGUUCAAAUUGGUGUUAUAGGUGUCGUAGUGGCAGGGGAACAGAUAUUUCCAAUGCUGGGUUUUGUUGCACCUCCUCCUUGGUAUUUUAGUUUGCGUGCUAAUAGGUUUGGAACCAUUGCUACUACUUGGCUUCUUGGAAAUGCCGUGCAAUCAUUCUUGCAGAGCUCCGGGGCAUUUGAAGUUUACUUCAACGGCAAUCUGGUGUUCUCUAAAUUAAAAGAGGGAAGGUUUCCAGGAGAGAUAGAGUUGAAGGAUCUGAUCACCAAAAGGAUGACAAAUUCUAGACUUGUCAGCAGCGCUUCAGAAUUGGGGCUUUAGCUCUUUUGUCGAAUUGCAUCUCAUGAAGACUUCUAAUUUGAACAGGCAAAGAUGAUGUAAUGGACCUACCAUUGCAUUGUGAAGCCGAGGCUGGUUCACAGAUAUAUCAUAGGAAUGUAAUAUUGUAAUGUUUCCAUACUGGAAAAUUGACUGUAAACCAUGUAACUUCUGAAGCCAUAUUGGUUAAUUCAAGUUUGCUUCAGACGUAAAUUUCAGCCUUACACUAUCAUUUUUCUUUUUUCGACA